Xyrauchen texanus (razorback sucker) is the source of this 1840-nucleotide messenger RNA. It is a transcript of the gene mettl8, whose product is annotated as methyltransferase 8, methylcytidine. Gene Ontology annotation, molecular function: tRNA (cytidine-N3)-methyltransferase activity. Lineage: Eukaryota; Metazoa; Chordata; Actinopteri; Cypriniformes; Catostomidae. The record is from RefSeq and is a predicted model, not a curated record. The transcript is spliced from 10 exons. The coding region runs from base 112 to 1188 and encodes 358 amino acids.
GGUCCUUCUCCACCUCACGCCUAUUCAUUUAAAUUACACUGGAUCCCACAAAACUGAACGGAAUAAACUUCACAGAUGUCAUCUUAUUGAGUGCCGGGUGCAUGUGGAGAGAUGAGAGGGGUCUUGAAGCUGACAGUCCGUGUUGUGAGCUGCAUUCACCGCAGGCUGUACUGUGGACGAAGACCACCAGCCCCAUUAGGAGGAAGAAUCCUCACCAAUCAUGAUGACAUCUUUCAGCAUAACAUGUGGGAUCAUGUGCAGUGGACAGAAGAGGAGAGAGAGAGAGCCCGACAGAAGGCAGAGGAGAACUCUAAAGAUAAGAUUCCUGUGGAGGAGCAGAGCAAAUAUGACAGGAAUGCUAAUAAAUACUGGGACAGAUUUUAUGAGGUGCACCAGAGCAAGUUCUUCAGAAACCGGAGAUGGCUCUUCACUGAAUUCCCAGAACUUCUACCUCCAGACGCUGUUGGGAUUUGUAGCCCAGAGGAGAGGCAGGGCAGCGGGGUGGACUCCCAGUCAGAGUCUGAGGACAGAUUAAAACACAAGCCCUGCGGUUUCAGUACACUAACCAGUGAUACAGAUGCAUUCCCUGGACAGCACGCUGUUUUCAGGAUACUAGAGGUGGGCUGUGGUGCAGGUAACAGUGUGUUUCCCAUCAUCAACACCAUCAGGGGCAGUAAGAUGUUUCUGUACUGCUGUGACUUCUCAUCUCGUGCUAUCGAGCUCGUCAAGGAGCAUCCAGACUGUGAUCCUUCAGUGUGUCAUGCAUUUGUGCGGGAUAUCUGUGACACAACGUCCCUGUUUCCCUUCCCUCCUGAGAGUCUGAACGUUAUUCUAGUGGUCUUUGUGCUCUCUGCCAUCCACCCUGAACGAGUUCAAGAUGUGGUGAAUUGUUUAGCUGGAUACCUGAAGCAGGGAGGGAUUAUGCUCUUCAGAGACUAUGGCAGAUAUGAUCUGUCACAACUGAGAUUGAAAAAGGGUCAGUGUUUAUCUGAAAACUUCUAUAUACGACAGGAUGGAACAUGUGUGUAUUUCUUCACAAAAGAUGAGGUUCAUCAAUUGUUCUCCAAUGCUGGUUUGGAGGCGAUUCAGAAUUUGGAGGACAGGAGAGUGCAGGUAAACAGAGGAAAGAAGGUGGUCAUGCACAGAGUGUGGAUGCAAAGCAAAUACCGGAAACCUUAUCUGUUUUAGCGUCUGUAAAGCAGAUAACACUGUGCUCUCUGAGAGAACUGGGCUGAAGGUCUUGGCAGACAAAAACACAAAGACUUUUUCAGAUUUUAAAUGACAUUACCUUUGUGAGAGACUUCAAGAAUAACUCAUGAUGAAGAGUACAAUGUAAAAACAUGAAGAAAGUCAUUUGUUUUGGAGGAGAUCAAAGAACAGUCUGUGUUACUAAGAAAUGACUGGCAUCCCACGAAUAGUUUUGAGACUGGACAAUUAUCAUUACCGGAGUCAUGAAAAUGGUUUGUUAUGCAUAAGUGAACAGAGAAUAUUUUAGCAUUGGUAAUUAAUGAAUUUUACAUAAUAUGAUAACAUUUUCAAGAUCACUUUUUUUUUUGCACUGAAAUAUUAUUUAGCUUUUUUUUUUUGCAACAAAUGUGCAAACCUUUCAUUUUCACUGAUGGGGUAAUUCACUGCUUGCAUUGGUAUUGUUAACACAUUUUUAAAUGCAUUUAUUCCUCAAACAUCUACAUUUUCCAACUUUGAGUUGUGGUGUAUUGAUAUAAUGUUUUAGUUUUAAUAAUUUGUUACAUAUAUGGACUGGCAGACUGGUGUACAAGGAUGUACUGUACAUUUGUGAUUUUUUUUUUUUACUGCAAAAAUACUCUAUGCAUAAUGAGCA